This is a messenger RNA of Talpa occidentalis (Iberian mole), 1726 nucleotides long. It is a transcript of the gene EEF1A1, whose product is annotated as eukaryotic translation elongation factor 1 alpha 1. The coding region runs from base 1 to 1437 and encodes 478 amino acids. Gene Ontology annotation, biological process: translation; translational elongation. Lineage: Eukaryota; Metazoa; Chordata; Mammalia; Eulipotyphla; Talpidae. The record is from RefSeq and is a predicted model, not a curated record. The transcript is spliced from 7 exons. Gene Ontology annotation, molecular function: GTPase activity; translation elongation factor activity; GTP binding.
AUGGGAAAGGAAAAGACUCAUAUCAACAUCGUCGUCAUUGGACACGUCGACUCGGGCAAGUCUACCACUACUGGCCAUCUGAUCUACAAAUGUGGUGGGAUCGACAAGAGAACCAUCGAAAAAUUUGAGAAGGAGGCUGCUGAGAUGGGAAAGGGCUCCUUCAAGUAUGCCUGGGUCUUGGAUAAACUGAAAGCUGAACGUGAGCGUGGUAUCACCAUUGAUAUCUCCCUGUGGAAAUUUGAGACCAGCAAGUAUUAUGUGACUAUCAUUGAUGCCCCAGGACACAGAGACUUUAUCAAAAACAUGAUUACAGGCACUUCUCAGGCUGAUUGUGCUGUCCUGAUUGUUGCUGCUGGCGUUGGUGAAUUUGAAGCCGGUAUCUCCAAGAAUGGGCAGACCCGUGAGCAUGCCCUUCUGGCUUAUACACUGGGUGUAAAACAACUAAUUGUUGGUGUUAACAAAAUGGAUUCCACUGAGCCACCCUACAGUCAGAAGAGAUAUGAGGAAAUUGUUAAGGAAGUUAGUACCUACAUUAAGAAAAUUGGCUACAACCCUGACACAGUAGCAUUUGUGCCAAUUUCUGGCUGGAACGGUGACAACAUGUUGGAGCCAAGUGCUAAUAUGCCUUGGUUCAAGGGAUGGAAAGUCACUCGUAAAGAUGGUAAUGCCAGUGGUACCACAUUGCUUGAAGCUCUGGAUUGUAUCCUGCCGCCAACUCGCCCAACUGACAAGCCCCUGCGCCUGCCCCUGCAGGAUGUCUACAAAAUUGGUGAUACUUUCCAUUGUAAAGUAUUGAUGAUAACUCUUGUAAAUAUUUCAGGUAUUGGGACUGUCCCUGUGGGCCGAGUUGAAACUGGAGUUCUCAAACCCGGUAUGGUGGUCACUUUUGCUCCGGUCAAUGUUACAACUGAAGUAAAGUCUGUUGAAAUGCACCACGAAGCUUUGAGCGAAGCUCUUCCUGGAGACAACGUGGGCUUCAACGUCAAGAAUGUGUCUGUCAAAGAUGUUCGUCGUGGCAAUGUGGCUGGUGACAGCAAAAAUGACCCACCAAUGGAAGCUGCUGGCUUCACUGCUCAGGUGAUUAUUCUGAACCAUCCUGGCCAAAUCAGUGCUGGAUAUGCACCUGUGCUGGAUUGUCACACAGCUCACAUUGCCUGCAAGUUUGCUGAGCUGAAGGAGAAGAUUGAUCGUCGUUCUGGGAAAAAGCUGGAAGAUGGCCCCAAAUUCUUGAAGUCUGGUGAUGCUGCCAUAGUUGAUAUGGUUCCUGGCAAGCCCAUGUGUGUUGAGAGUUUCUCUGACUAUCCUCCUCUGGGCCGUUUUGCUGUUCGUGACAUGAGACAGACGGUUGCUGUGGGUGUCAUCAAAGCAGUGGACAAGAAGGCAGCUGGAGCUGGCAAGGUCACCAAGUCUGCCCAGAAAGCUCAGAAGGCUAAAUGAAUAUUAUCCCCAAUACCUGCCACCCCAGUCUUAAUCAGUGGUGGAAGAACGGUCUCAGAACUGUUUAUCUCAAUUGGCCAUUUAAGUUUAAUAGUAAAAGACUGGUUAAUGAUAACAAUGCAUCGUAAAACCUUCCGAAGGAAAGGAAAAUGUUUUUGUGGACCAUUUGGUUUCUUUUGUGUGGCAGUUUUAAGUUAUUAGUUUUUAAAAUCAGUACUUUUUAAUGGAAACAACUUGACCAAAAAAUCUGUCACAGAAUUUUGAGACCCAUUAAAACAAAGUUUAAUGA